This is a messenger RNA of Ectocarpus sp. CCAP 1310/34, 507 nucleotides long. NCBI's taxonomy places the organism in Eukaryota, Phaeophyceae, Ectocarpales, Ectocarpaceae. The record is from the annotation of a GenBank genome assembly.
UCGAAGAAGUUUCCCCUACCCAAGAUGUGCAGGGAUGACAAGACCUGUGCACAUAGACGUCGUGCGCGGUGUACGGUCGGCCGGAAUUGAUCUUCGGUUGUCAGGUCAUUCGCGACGCUGCAUUUUCGACUACUUAAAGAACAUGGCAUACCUGAAGGGGCAUGAGCAACACAGCAGUAUCUUCCUGCAGCAGCAGCCCUGGCGAUAGACGCAGAAAAUGGCAUGAGGGGGGUUUGGCGAGAAUAAUUCACCACAAUCUACCUGCAGCAGCUUCUAUAGGUGUACACCACGUUUUUCUCAUCUUUGGCACAAGCCCUGCGGUCCACGGUACGACUUUACCAUACUUACGUUGCCCUUGCUCUCCUACGACACCCAGUCGCGCCACUCUGUAUUUCACAUACUACGUGCGUGCGUGUGUAGACCAUACACUGUCCUUGUUCUCAGUGUGCACACAAAUAUGCAUAUAGUAGUCUGGAUGGAUGCAUGCAUGCCAGUUUUGGAGUCGGC